UAUAUUCAGUUGGUCGGUUCUUCUUCCAGUCUACGUUUGACUGUUGAAGACGAUUAAGUGGUCCAGGAGAGAUCCCAACAUGCGUAUAUUAAAGGAAAGUUUUUUGGGUGUUGUGUGCCUUGUUUUAAUAGCAAUGGCAAAAGCAGAAAAUGUCAGCCAAGCACUUAGUGCUGUUUCGCAAGGAUCAAAUCAAUUUUCAUCUGCACUAUUUCAGACUGUGGCAGAGCAGAAUUCUGAUAAUCUCAUAAUGUCUCCACUCAGUGCAGCUAUUGUCCUUGCUAUGGCAGCAUAUGGAUCUCGUGGUGAAACAGAAAAUCAAUUCAGAAAAGUACUUCAUCUUCCAUCACCAGACAGUCUUGGUACAUCUGGCUAUCAAGCACUUAUUGAUAAUCUCAAUAGUGUUAAAGAAAAUAAACUUGAUAUUGCUAAUAAAGUUUUUGCUGCUGAGAAAUUCUCUGUUAACCCAGAGUACAAAAAGUUAACAGAGUCUUACUUCCGUUCUAUUACUCAGCUUGUAAAUUUUGCGAAGUCUGUUGAAGCUGCAAGCACUAUUAAUCAAUGGGUUGAACAAAAUACAAAUAAUCGUAUUAAAGAUAUUAUUAGUCCUGGUGAUUUGGAUGAAAGUACAGCUAUGGUACUUGUCAAUGCAGUAUACUUUAAAGGCCAAUGGAAAAAGAAAUUUGAUCCUGAAAACACGAAAAACAGGCCAUUCCAUAUUAAUGCAGAUACAGUAAAAGAUGUCCCAACAAUGUUUGUACAAAGUAGUUUCAGAUAUGGAGAACUUCCAAAUUUGCAGGCUAAAUUCAUUGUAUUACCAUACAAGGGAGAUGAACUUAGUAUGGUAAUAAUACUUCCCAAUGAAAUCAAUGGUUUAGCCGAGGUUGAAAAAAAAUUACAAAAUACAAAUAUCAAGGAUAUCCUAAAUGAGGGAUAUGUACGUGAUGUGCAUUUGUAUUUACCAAAGUUCAAAGUUGAAAGUAAAAUGGAACUGAAAGAACCUUUAUGCAAGUUGGGUUUAACCGAUAUGUUUACCCCACGUGCUAACUUCUCCGGCAUUGCUGAUGCUCCACUGAUGGUUAGUAAGGUUGUACAAAAAGCCUUUAUCGAAGUGAACGAAGAAGGAAGCGAAGCAGCUGCUGCUACCGGUGUCAUUAUGAUGAAACUGUCUUUGGAAAUUCCUAUGGAUUUUUCAGUUAACCGUCCAUUUUACUAUACCAUUGUAAAAGACACAAAAGACGAUUUAGGCAAUGCGUCCUCCGCCAUAUCAUUAUUCAGCGGUCACGUUACCGAACCCAAAAUAUAAAAACUGUAUUUUUCAAAAUACGGUAGACUCUCGUUAUAUUGCCGUUCGCACGCACCUGCACGCAUGCUUGUUUUUCCGCGCGAAAAAGAAAGCUUUUCGGCCAGUAGAGAAUAUUGUCAGCGUUCAUUUUAUUUUUCGCUUAAAACGGUCAUAUAACGAGAGUCUGCUAUAAUAAUGUUGCCAUACGUUUUACCUAAAUUAUUACUGUUUACGAGUAUUAUGUAUAUGUUCGUCUAAUGUAAAAUGAUAUAACUCAGGUUUAAUUAUACAUGAACAUGUUAAAGUAUUUCGCAUUUAAAUUAAAUACCUCAGUUUGCCAUUGAUUGAUUUAUACAAGAUGUUUUGUAAAGGUGUUGGAAAAAUAUAAAUAUAUGUAUUGUUUACAGAAAUGAAAAA
Molecule: messenger RNA, 1699 nt
Organism: Megachile rotundata (alfalfa leafcutting bee)
Lineage: Eukaryota; Metazoa; Arthropoda; Insecta; Hymenoptera; Megachilidae
Product: antichymotrypsin-2
Molecular function (GO): serine-type endopeptidase inhibitor activity
Source: RefSeq, a predicted model, not a curated record